Messenger RNA from Fusarium odoratissimum NRRL 54006, 1167 nucleotides. RefSeq lists its product as uncharacterized. The coding region runs from base 1 to 1167 and encodes 388 amino acids. The record is from RefSeq and is a predicted model, not a curated record. Lineage: Eukaryota; Fungi; Ascomycota; Sordariomycetes; Hypocreales; Nectriaceae. The transcript is spliced from 3 exons.
AUGGCGCCUGCAUCUGCUCUUCAUCGUCACCAAUCAUCUCUCGAAAGCAUCAUUGAUUUCUCUGCACAGCCUCCCUUAGGACCUGGUCUACGCCUCUCAGCCAGCCGUCGAUUCUACCAGAUAGUCAAUCAUUUCGAUGCUUCUGGCAGCGGCAACAACGGUGAAUACGACCGUAUAAAACUUGUCCGCCUCACCUACGAAUAUGCGCGAUCUGAAGAAUCCAAGGGCAAGUUCCUGAGUGCGUUCUUCCAGUCGGCGGCUCUUCCCAUGGAUGGGGAGGAGGCCAUCGAUUUGGGCGAUGCAGACCUGGAGGCCGAGCUCCGCACUUCCCUGUUCAACUUCGCCGAGUAUCUGUUUGACAAUUUCUUUUUGCCAUUGAAGGCUUCUACUAAGAAGACUCCCCAACCUUCGCCUGCAACCCAUUCCGCAGUCCAAAGAACCCAGUCAGAAGGGCAAAAUUUUGCCGGAACGCCAGAACGGGUGUCAGCUCUCCGCGGUGCCUGUCUGGUCCGCGAUCGCCAUCGUUGCGUCAUAUCGCGCCGGUUUGACCAGAACGAGGCAUUUAAACGCAUGAGCAGAUAUGGUGAUGAGGCUCGGGACGACGAUGGAAUCUCUCUUGCAGGGGAAGCUUUUGACGCUCUCGAGGUGGCACAUAUCCUGCCACAUUCACUUACACAGGUCAACGCAAGCUUACAAUUAGACCCUUCCAAGGAAGCUGCACUAGCGAUUCUCAAUAUGUUCGACAGCGGUGCUGCAUUCCUAGUUGAAGGCACCGAUAUUGAUCGACCUCGCAAUGCCAUGACCCUAACACAUAGCCUACAUAUGUGGUUCGGCGACUUCCGAAUCUUUUUCGAGUCCAUUGACCAGCAAGCACAUACCUAUCGAAUCAACACCUUCCUCCCACCGGGGCUCUUGGGGGGCCUCCUCCCUGUCACUCGAACACUCCAUCUCACAGAAACCCGAAGUAUAGACCCUCCUUCGCCUCGCCUACUCGCCAUCCACAGUGCGAUUGCCCAUAUUCUGCACCUCUCUGCAGCAGGGGACUACAUCGAUAAAAUGCUGCAAGAUAUGGAGGAAAAUGGCGUUCGGGAGGAUGGUUCUACUGAGCUGGAUCGUUUGGUAAAGCUUCGACUGAAUGGAUGGUCAGUCAGCGAAGUCAGUGGCUAG